UCAGUGUGUGUGUAUGGUUUGAUUGCAUCUCUGUGUGUGUUGUGCAAACGCACGUGCGUGUGUGUGCGUGUUCCUUAACCCCAGCUCUAAGUGUUUCUGCGUGCGGUGCAGUUGAGUCCUGAUGAAGGUCAUAGUAAAUACAUGUCUCUAGGGCAGAUACAUACUGCCCAGGAGGCUGUGCAAUACUAACUCAAAGGAAUACAGAUACUACUGUGUAUGCUGGAGAAACAUGCACAAGCCACAGCAGGAGCAGGAGCUGAGGCAGCAGCCUUCCCACUCCAGGACUCGGGGUCAGAGAUCCUGACAGCCAGAGACAUGUGUGUGGCCUACUGUUCUGUGGCAGAGAUCUACUUCACUGACCUCUGUAUGGAGGACAGGGCAGGAGAUCAGUGUCGAGACGCCAUAGAGAGAGUGCUGACCUAUCACCCUGACAACCCAGAGGCUCUACAGCUGAUGGCCAGCUACCUGUUCAGUACAGAGAAGAACCAGGAGGGGAGGGAGUACCUGAUGAGGAGUGUGGAUGCAUGGCUACCUGCCCUGAAACAGAGUGACGCUCCACCCAGCAGAGAGGACAUAGAGGAGGAACACACACAGAGUGGCUUCCCACCGUAUGAAUCCCGCAUCACCAUGGCCAAACUCCUCAUAGAGGCAGAAGAGUACGAGCAGUAGAUGUGUUGGAGGAUCUACUAGAGGAAGAUGACGAGGUGGUGCAGGUGUGGUAUCUCUCAGGCUGGGUGUGUUACCUGCAGAUGGAGAGAACAAGGGAGGAGAGAGAAGAGAGCGAUGAGGAGAGAACAAGGGAGGAGAGAGAAGAGCGGGAGGAGUGAGAAGAGCGGGAGGAGUGAGAAGAGCGGGAGGAG
This is a messenger RNA of Oncorhynchus tshawytscha (Chinook salmon), 860 nucleotides long. Its product is annotated as probable assembly chaperone of rpl4. Gene Ontology annotation, molecular function: protein binding. Bases 217 to 669 code for a protein of 150 amino acids. The record is from RefSeq and is a predicted model, not a curated record. NCBI's taxonomy places the organism in Eukaryota, Metazoa, Chordata, Actinopteri, Salmoniformes, Salmonidae. The transcript is spliced from 7 exons.